Molecule: messenger RNA, 526 nt
Organism: Closterium sp. NIES-67
Lineage: Eukaryota; Viridiplantae; Streptophyta; Zygnematophyceae; Desmidiales; Closteriaceae
Source: the annotation of a GenBank genome assembly
CUCAAGGCCAUGCUCUUCCCCGCGGACGACGCGCUGCUCACCUCCGACUCCGCCGGCGCGGGCGUGAGCAUGAUGCUGAACCCGAACGCGGACCUGGAGGACGCCAAGGGGUACUGGAACUGGCUACGCGCCAACAUGGUGGACGGGCUCUACUCGGAGCAGGAGAUGAGCGACGCGCGUGAGCUCAAGGACGUGAAUGGCCGCAAGAUGGGCAAGAGUGAGGACGCGGCGGCGAAUCUGAGGGGGGGGAGGAAGAUGCGGUUCGGGAAGGCCAACGCGCAGAUUAACGACCCUGAGAUUUUCAAAGGGAAGUUUCUGAUCGUUCAUGGUGUGGACGCUCUGCAGUCGCCGUACUGACCCGCCUGCCGGAAUCAAAGCCGAAAAUUGGAAUAUAAUCGCGCGAGACGGGAUUCGUGAGAUUCGCGAGAUUUUCUCCAACUAUUGUGUUUUCCUUGGUGCUCGCAUGUGUCUAGAUUACGCGUUCCUGGGUAGAGCUAUCUGUACUGGACUGGGUGGAGCAACGCAU